Messenger RNA from Acanthosepion pharaonis, 456 nucleotides. The record is from the annotation of a GenBank genome assembly. Lineage: Eukaryota; Metazoa; Mollusca; Cephalopoda; Sepiida; Sepiidae.
AUGCAAAGCCAGGAAGAAGCCAUACUUGUCUCAGGCCAACAAGAAAAAACGACUGGAAUUUGCAAAAAAAACCAUGAAAAUUGGACACCUGAUGAUUGGGGCAAAAUUGUUUGGUCUGACGUUGAGAUUUUUGGCACCUCUGGAGCGGUUUAUGUUCGCCCCUCUCUCACACUAAUCCCUCUCCCUGCACACUUUCCCGCUGUUUCUGUUUCCUUUGGCCUCUAUUCUCUUACUUUUCUCUCCCUUUUAUUCUCUGUCUCUAUUUCGCUUGACAUCUCUCUUACUUUUCUCGUCCCUUCUUUCUCAGUCUCUGUCCCUUGGCCCCUCUCACUGGAUACUCACUUCCUUCCUUCUCUUUCUCUCUCUCUCUCUCUCUCUCUCUCUCUCUGUGUGUCUCUAUUUCCCUUAGCCUCUCUCUCACUAUUCCUUCUCCUUUCUCUCUUUCCAAUGAAAUAG